UCCUAGGAUGUCUGAUGAAGCGACCUAUGCGACACUGAUGCUUCAGGACUCUGCAGGAGUGAGAGGUAAUCAGGAUGGAAAUAACCUAAGAAAAGAAGAAUGCCCAGCUCAAUCCCCACUUUGGCGAGGAGCUGCCUUGAGCUUGAUGACCCUCUGCUUGAUGCUGGUGACAGGACUGGUAACCUUGGCAACUAUGUUUUUGCAGGUGUCUAAUGAUAUUAACUCUGAUUCAGAGAAGUUGAGUCAACUUCAGAAAAUCAUCCAUCCACAGCAGGACAAUCUGUCUGAACCACUGAACAACUCCAGAAAGGGUCUUACAGAGGAAUCUCUCCAGUCCCAGAUCUCUGCCCUCCUGGAGAGGCAGGGGCAGAUGGCUACCAAACUCUGCAAGGAAUUCCUCAUCCAUGCUUCUGACCAUAAGUGCAAUCCUUGUCCCAAGACAUGGCAAUGGCAUGGAAACAGCUGCUACUAUUUCUCAGCCAAUGAAGAGAAAUCCUGGCAUGAUAGCAGAAAGGACUGUAUGGACAAGAAUGCCACGCUGGUGAAGAUUGACAGUAUUGAAGAAAGGGAUCUCCUUCAGUCACAGCUGUCCCUCACAUUCUCUUUCUUUUGGCUGGGAUUGUCCUGGAAUUCAUCUGGCAGAAACUGGCUGUGGGAGGAUGGUUCGUUGCCUCCUCCAACCCUAUUUAAUGAGAAAGAGCUUGCCAGUUUCAAUGGAUCCCGAGAGUGUGCUUACUUUGAAAGAGGGAAUAUUUACGUUUCUCGCUGUAGUGCUGAAAUUUCUUGGAUUUGUGAGAAGACAGCCUCCCUGGUGAAGAUUGAAGAUUUGGAAUAAUUUGAGUCUUCUAAGUUUAUCCAGCAGUAAGGGCCUAUUGCAAACCCAUGCAAGAAAGGAGGAAGCUACAAUAUUUGAGCCAAAAACCAACUAAAAACUGACUUAACCUAUCCCACGGACAAACCUGCUUCCCAGAACAUUCUCCUCCUCACUGUGUGAUCCCCUCUGACCUGGUCUUCUGAUUACUUAGAUCUUAAAAUGAUGUCAAGUGCUCAGGAAAGAACAUGUCUUCUUAGUCUGUCAAUAAACAUUGUUUCUUGCUUUAUUCUUACAAGUCUACACAGAGACUGGGUGAUAUUUAAUGCCAGACCAACACAGGCCACAGUUUUUGAGCAAGUUCUAGGAAACCCCUGUUAUAAAAGCUGCUCGAUCAUGUACAGGUCUGAGGGAGCCCAAGGUAAAGGACCUGGGACAACAGUGCUGCAUUGCUGAAUUGAAAAUAUUUUAGUAUUUUAGAGAGUAUCUAUCUAAACCCCUAAGUAUCAGCAAAAUAACCUAUGUAUUAUAAAUUCUUAUAACUUACACAAAGGAGGAUGAACAUUGUGUCUUAAUAUCUUUAUCAUUUAUUUAAACUAGUAAUAUUCAAGUUAUUGAUUUGGCAAUCAGCAAUUUAUCAGAAUAAUAAAGACUUUAUUACCAUUA
This is a messenger RNA of Rattus rattus (black rat), 1477 nucleotides long. RefSeq names its product C-type lectin domain family 12 member B (gene Clec12b). Gene Ontology annotation, molecular function: protein phosphatase binding; signaling receptor regulator activity. Lineage: Eukaryota; Metazoa; Chordata; Mammalia; Rodentia; Muridae. Bases 8 to 835 code for a protein of 275 amino acids. Gene Ontology annotation, cellular component: external side of plasma membrane. The transcript is spliced from 6 exons. Gene Ontology annotation, biological process: natural killer cell inhibitory signaling pathway; negative regulation of signaling receptor activity. The record is from RefSeq and is a predicted model, not a curated record.